Musa acuminata AAA Group (dessert banana) is the source of this 661-nucleotide messenger RNA. RefSeq names its product histone H2AX. Lineage: Eukaryota; Viridiplantae; Streptophyta; Magnoliopsida; Zingiberales; Musaceae. The coding region runs from base 110 to 529 and encodes 139 amino acids. The transcript has 2 exons. Gene Ontology annotation, molecular function: DNA binding; protein heterodimerization activity; structural constituent of chromatin. Gene Ontology annotation, cellular component: nucleosome; chromatin. The record is from RefSeq and is a predicted model, not a curated record. Gene Ontology annotation, biological process: heterochromatin formation.
AAGCCCUCACGAAGCGAUCGCACCAGCGCUUUCGCACGCCUCGCCAUUGAUCUCGUUCGCCGUCUUUGUCCUCGUUAGGGUUUUCUAAUCGAUCCGAGAACUACCAGAGAUGAGCUCCGCAGCGCCAGCGAAGGGUGGCCGAGGCAAGGCCAAGUCGUCGAAGUCCGUAUCCCGAUCGCAGAAGGCUGGCCUCCAGUUCCCUGUUGGCCGCAUCGCCCGGUUCCUCAAGGCCGGCAAGUACGCCGAACGCGUCGGUGCCGGCGCCCCCGUCUACCUCGCCGCCGUCCUCGAGUACCUUGCCGCCGAGGUUUUGGAGUUGGCUGGGAAUGCGGCGAGGGAUAAUAAGAAGAAUAGGAUCGUCCCGAGGCACAUACAGCUUGCUGUGAGGAAUGACGAGGAGUUGAGCAAGCUUUUGGGGGCUGUCACGAUUGCUAGUGGUGGUGUCUUGCCCAAUAUCCAUCAGACCCUACUGCCCAGUAAGGCGGGGAAAGGGAAGGGAGAUAUUGGAUCUGCGUCACAAGAGUUUUAGUUUUGUGAAGACAAUAUUGUGGUGUGAUGGGAAUAUGAUUUGUGGAGUGUGCUUGAUGAUGUAGCACCUUUUGGUAUUUUGUUCAAUACACUCAUCGUAGUAUGAGAGGGUAAUUCCAAAUUAUUUCUUUUA